Messenger RNA from Acomys russatus (golden spiny mouse), 1955 nucleotides. It is a transcript of the gene Kras, whose product is annotated as KRAS proto-oncogene, GTPase. Gene Ontology annotation, molecular function: GDP binding; GTP binding; GTPase activity. The record is from RefSeq and is a predicted model, not a curated record. Lineage: Eukaryota; Metazoa; Chordata; Mammalia; Rodentia; Muridae. The transcript is spliced from 6 exons. Bases 203 to 772 code for a protein of 189 amino acids. Gene Ontology annotation, biological process: Ras protein signal transduction. Gene Ontology annotation, cellular component: plasma membrane.
GGCAGGCGGCGGCCGCGGCGGCUGAGGAGGCAUCGCUGUGGCGGCGGCUGAGACGGCAGAGGAAGGCGGCGGCGGCGGCGGCUCGGCCCGGAGUCCCGCUCCCGCGCCAUUCGGACCCGGAGCGAGCGUGGCGCGGGCCUGAAGGCGGCGGCGGGAGCCUGAGGCGCGGCGGCUCCGCGACGCGGAGAGAGGACUGCUGAAAAUGACUGAGUAUAAGCUUGUGGUAGUUGGAGCUGGUGGCGUAGGCAAGAGUGCCUUGACGAUACAGCUAAUUCAGAAUCACUUUGUGGAUGAAUAUGAUCCUACGAUAGAGGAUUCCUACAGGAAACAAGUAGUAAUUGAUGGAGAAACCUGUCUCUUGGAUAUUCUCGACACAGCAGGUCAAGAGGAGUACAGUGCAAUGAGGGACCAGUACAUGAGGACUGGGGAGGGCUUUCUUUGUGUGUUUGCCAUAAAUAAUACUAAAUCAUUUGAAGAUAUUCACCAUUAUAGAGAACAAAUUAAAAGAGUAAAAGACUCUGAAGAUGUGCCUAUGGUCCUAGUAGGGAAUAAAUGUGAUUUGCCUUCUAGAACAGUAGACACAAAACAGGCUCAGGAUUUAGCAAGAAGUUAUGGGAUUCCAUUUAUUGAAACCUCAGCAAAGACAAGACAGAGAGUGGAGGAUGCUUUUUAUACAUUGGUGAGAGAGAUCCGACAGUACAGAUUGAAAAAAAUCAGCAAAGAAGAAAAGACUCCUGGCUGUGUGAAAAUUAAAAAAUGCAUUAUAAUGUAAUCUGGGUGUUGAUGAUGCCUUCUAUACAUUAGUCCGAGAAAUUCGAAAGCAUAAAGAAAAGAUGAGCAAAGAUGGGAAAAAGAAGAAAAAGAAGUCAAAGACAAGGUGUAUAAUUAUGUAAAUAGUUUGUACUUUUUUCUUAAGGCAUACUUAAGUAAAAGUAAUUUUUGUACAUUACACUAAAUUAUUAGCAUUUGUUUUAGCAUUACCUAAUUUUUUUCUGUUCGUGCAAACUGUCAGCUUUUAUCUUAAAUGCUUAUUUUAAAAUGACAGUGGAAACCUUUUUUUCUAAGUGCCAGUAUUCCCUGGGUUUUGGACUUAAACUAGCAAUGCCUGUGGAAGAGACUAAAGACCCGAGACCCUGUCUUGGGGUUUGGUGCAUGCAGUUGAUUCCUUGCUAGUUCUCUUACCAACUGUGAACAUGGUUGUGAACCGGAGUGAUGAAGCCUUUGACCCAUCCCUGCUCUGUGUUCAUCUAGGCACUAAGUAAUUCAUUAGUAAUUACAGCUUCAUCGGAGAACUUGUGGUUGCUCUCCUGAAACUGAGGGGUCACAGACUUUAUGGGCGUCCCUUUGAGUCACCUCUAGCAUGUCCUAGUCUGUCCUCCUUCAUAAGUGUAGGGCUGCUCACAAAGGCUUCCUCUAGCUUUCCACUGCAGUUAGUCAUGCUCAGUCCCCCAAAUAGUAUAUUUUUUCUAGAAAAGGGGAAAAACGGGAAGAAAAAAAAAAGGUGGGGGCAAUGGAAAAUACUGACUAAAAGUCCAUUAAAUUUCCAUGUUAGCUAAAUUACUAUACGGUUCCUGUAAUAGCUUUUCCUAGUAAGGCAGACCCAGUAUGAAACAGUAAUGAUUUGGGCUAUAUUUACAUGCUACUAAAUUUUUGUAAUAAUUUAAACAACUUUAACACAUAUAAAACGUUCUCAUAAGAAUGAAGUAUAAUCCCCCUUUGUCAGAUUGUUCUUACCCUAACUUUCAAGUCUUUUUUGAACUUACGUCAUUGAAAGUAGUUUUAAUUCUGGAUGUGAAGCUGAAGAUGAUUUGAGACAGUUGUAACUUAGCAGGUGUUGAGGAGACCAGAGUGCAAGGCUGGGCCUACAGGAGCCUGUGAUGCACACCCCUGGGUGUUACAGCUGCUGCUGCAGUGUUGGCCAUGCGUUGGUUGGUCAGAAUGGGGGUCGAGGAGAG